Zingiber officinale is the source of this 1460-nucleotide messenger RNA. RefSeq names its product OVARIAN TUMOR DOMAIN-containing deubiquitinating enzyme 1-like. Gene Ontology annotation, cellular component: nucleus. The transcript has 9 exons. Bases 1 to 1326 code for a protein of 441 amino acids. Gene Ontology annotation, biological process: protein K48-linked deubiquitination. Lineage: Eukaryota; Viridiplantae; Streptophyta; Magnoliopsida; Zingiberales; Zingiberaceae. Gene Ontology annotation, molecular function: cysteine-type deubiquitinase activity; ubiquitin binding. The record is from RefSeq and is a predicted model, not a curated record.
AUGGCGAAGGAGAAGGAAGCCGACGCGAGGAAACGGAAGCCCACCGCCGAACCCUGCCCCGACGACAGCCAUCAGGGACAAGGCGGCGGCGACGUCGCAAAGGAACCCCUGUUGCCGCCCUCGCCGGUGUCCCCGCCCUCGCCGGUUGCCCCGCCCUCGCCGAUGGCCCCGCCCUCGCGGAUGGCCCCGCCCUCGCGGAUGGCCCCGCCCUCGCCGAUGGCCCCGCCCUCGCCGGUUGCCCCGCGCUCGUUGCCCAUGGUCUUCCGCCGCCCAAGAAGUAGGCUUCCGCCCUCGCCGCUUGGGUCUUCGCACUCGUCGUCACCCGUCGGCUCUCACUCAGCACGCAAGUUUCUCCGCUUCUUUGACAGAGAAACAGCGCCGAUCCCCUCCUCAACCUAUCCCUACCCACAGAAGUCCUCGGAGGAUGAUGGACCCGAGCUCUCCCUAGGAUUCGUCGAGGUGAGAUUCUUGAUCCGGAUCGCGGUCGGAGUUCUUGGGGAUCUUGAGAUUCUUGUUUCUUUCUCUUGCUCAUUGGAUCGGUAUCGCAUCACGCAGGAGCCGGAACAGGACUUAAUCGGCGGCGAGAAAGACAAAAUCCCUUAUAUCGGAGAUAUGGAGCCCCUUUCCUCAUUAGCCGAUGAGUACCAAUCGGGCACUUUCAUCUUUAAGAGGAAGAUCGAGCUUCUUCAGGAAAAACACAGAGGAAUCAGGCGGGUAAAAAGGGAUGGAAAUUGUUUCUACCGCAGCUUUAUCUUCGCCUACUUGGAGUACCUUUGGGAGUCCCAAAAUGAAGCUGAGAUGGUGCGUGUUCUUGCAACUGCUGAAAGUUUGAGGGAGAAAUUUUUUGAGCUUGGAAAGUCGCCGAUUAUAAUUUCAAAUUCCUGCGACGUAUUCAUCAAGACGGUGGACAAAAUUCGGAAGGGGAAGCUGAAUCAUAUGGAGCUUCUUCAGAGUUGCCGUGAAGAAAUGUCAGAUAAUCUCGUUAAAUUCCUCAGGAUGGUUGCUGCUUGUGAAAUGUGCAGAAGAAAAGACCACUACGAACCAUUUGUCGCUGGGAUGUCAAACACAACUGUGGAAAAGUACUGCCAGAGGUCCGUCGAACCACUGGGGGAAGAAACUGAAAACAUGGAGAUCCGAGCUCUAUCUGAUGCCUUAGGAGUGCCACUACGCUUGGUGAAUCUUGACCAGAGCUUGACUAACGGUGUCCCUUUGGUAAUUGGUUUUAACUUUGGACCCCCUGACGAUCCCACAGACAUUGAUAAGCAUGCACCUCUCUUCACCUUGCUGUAUCGGCCUGGACAUUACGAUAUUCUGUACCCUAUCUGAGAUCAGCAUGGGUAUCGUGUUCUCUUACAGUCACCAUCCUCGCAGGACAAUAAGUGUGGCAUGGUUUAAAGUUCCUCCAAAUGUGGCGACUCUUUAUUUCCAGGUGACAUGUGUAUAUAUAUAUGGAACAGAGG